Molecule: messenger RNA, 3235 nt
Organism: Raphanus sativus (radish)
Lineage: Eukaryota; Viridiplantae; Streptophyta; Magnoliopsida; Brassicales; Brassicaceae
Product: disease resistance protein RPS6
Biological process (GO): signal transduction; defense response
Molecular function (GO): ADP binding
Source: RefSeq, a predicted model, not a curated record
CACACUUUUCUUCUAAAUCAAGUAUAACCAUUGUUAUUUUUAAUGGCUUCUUCUUCUUCCCCCUCUUCUUGCAAUUGGUCAUAUGAUGUAUUUCCAAGCUUCAGCGGAGAAGAUGUCCGCAAGACAUUUCUCAGCCACUUUCUAAAGGAGUUGGAUGGGAAACUGAUCAUUGCUUUCAAAGACAAUGAGAUUGAGAGAAGCCUAUCGAUUGGUCCUGAGCUUAUACAGGCAAUUAGGGAUUCAAGAAUUGCGGUGGUUGUGUUCUCCAAAAACUAUGCCUCUUCAACUUGGUGCCUUAACGAGCUCCUGGAGAUCGUGAAAUGCAAGAAAGAUUUGGGUCAACUUGUGAUACCAAUUUUCUACCGUUUGGAUCCUACUCAUGUGAGGAAACAAACAGGAGACUUUGGGGAUAUCUUUAACAAGACAUGCGAAUAUAAAACAGAGGACGAGAAAACUAGAUGGAGAGGAGCUUUGACAGAUGUGGCUAAUAUCCUUGGAUAUCAUAUUGUCACUGGGGCUAAUGAAGCAAGCAUGAUCGAAAAAAUAGCCAAUGAUGUUUUAGGUAAACUGCAGUUAUCUCCAUCAGAUAAUGAUUUUGACGAGUUUGUCGGAAUUGAAGAUCAUAUCAAAAAGAUGAGUUCGUUGUUGUCCUUGGAAUCUGAAGAAGUGAGGAUGGUUGGGAUAUGGGGUACCUCCGGAAUUGGCAAGACUAUCAUCGCAAGAGCUCUAUUUAGUAGACUCUCUCGUCAGUUCCAAAGUAAAAUUUUCAUAGACAGAGUUUUCAUAUCUAGAAGUAACAAAGAAGGAGCUGAUCUAGUUGACUAUAACAUGAAGCUGCACUUGCAACGACAUUUUCUAGCUGAACUUCUAGGUAAAAAGGAUAUAAAGAUAGAUAAUAUAGGUGCAAUAGAAAAGAUGCUCAAGCACCGAAAAUCUCUUAUCAUUAUCGAUGAUUUGGAUGACCAAGACGUGCUAGAUGCUAUAGCGGGUAGAAGUCAAUGGUUUGGAAAUGGGAGCAGAAUCAUUGUGGUUACAAAAAAUAAGCAUCUCUUAAGGGCUCAUGGGAUUGAUAACAUUUACGAGGUGUGUCUCCCAUCCUACGAACUUGCUCUUGAGAUGUUUUGUCGAUCUGCUUUCAGGAAGAACUCUCCACCUCAUGGUUUUUUGGAGCUUGCUUCCGAAGUUGUAUCUCGUGCAGGUAACCUUCCUUUGGGUCUUAGCGUUUUGGGCUCUUCUUUACGGGGUAGGGAAAAAGAAGACUGGGACGAUAUGAUGCCGAGGCUUCGGAAUGGCUUGGAUGGAAAAAUUGAGAAAACACUAAGAGUCAGUUACGACAGGUUGGAUAACAGGAAGGAUGAAGCAAUAUUUCGUCACAUUGCAUGCAUGUUCAAUGGCGAGAAAGUCGAUGACAUCAAACUGCUACUAGCCGAUAGUAACGAUGUUAAAUUUGGGCUUAAAAACCUAGUUGAUAAAUCCCUCAUCCAAGAAAGAUACCAUACUGUAGAGAUGCACUCUUUGCUUCAAGAACUCGGUAAAGAGAUUGUCCGUACACAAUCGGUUGAGCCUGGUGAACGGGAAUUCCUUGUGGAUUCUAAAGAUAUCUGCGAAGUACUUGGAGACAACACUGGUACUAAAAAGGUGUUGGGUAUAGCAUUGAAUAUAGAUGAGUCUGAGGAACUGGAUAUACAUGAGAGCGCCUUCAAAAAAAUGCGCAAUCUCCUUUUUCUAAAAAUUACAAAUAAGGAAUGGUACAUGAGGAGAGAAUGGCACUUACCGGAAGGCUUAGACUAUUUUCCCCCUAAACUGAGACUAUUGUGUUGGGAUAAUUAUUCAGGGAGAUGUUUGCCUACUAAAUUUGUUCCUAAAAAUCUUGUCAAGAUCCAGAUGCAGGGGAGCAAACUCGAGAAGCUGUGGGAUGGAGCUCAUUCACUUACAGCGCUUAAGAAUAUGGAUUUGAGGGGAUCUAAGGAUUUGAAAGAAAUUCCAGAUCUUUCAAAGGCCACUAGUCUCGAGACCCUUAAUCUGAGCCACUGUUCAAGUUUGGUGGAGCUCCCUGCCUUCAUUCAGUAUCUCAAUAAACUGAGUGAAUUGGACAUGUCAUUCUGCAGCAGUCUGGAGACUAUUCCCACCGGAAUCAACCUCAAAUCUCUCCACAACGUCAAUCUUGAUGGAUGCAUUCUGUUGAAGAGUUUUCCCGACAUCUCAACCAACAUCUCAGAGCUCCAUCUAAACCAAACAGGGAUUGAAGAGGUUCCUUCGUGGAUCGAAAACUUCUCUCGCCUCGGCUGGCUAUAUAUGUAUGGGUGCAACAGUUUACAACGUGUGUCCCUUAACAUGACGAAACUGAAGCAUCUUCAUAAGGCUGAGUUUUCAGAUUGCGCGGCGCUGACUGAUGGUAGCUGGAAUGAUAGCUCAAGUGAGGUGGCGGCCAUGUCAACAGACGAUAUUCAGCCAAAGUUCCUUGAAGAUGAGCCUUCCUGUCCUCCAGAGGGCUAUUUCUCAAUGUUGAACCUUAGUUUCAUCAACUGUGACAACUUCGAUCCAGAAGCUAUGAUUAAACAACAAUCAGCUUUGAUGGAAAUGAUUAUAUUAGGUGAAGAAGUGCCUUCUUAUUUCACUCAUCGUACCACUGGAACCUCUCUCACCAAUAUCCCUCUGCCUCGCAUCUCUCCCUCACAACCACUCUUCAGUUUUAGAUGUUGCGCCGUGGUUGAUGCUGCGGGACCUCUUUCAUUUGAGAUCGAGACUUGUUUUCGGUUCGUAGACAUACUCGGGAACCAUGUGGAAUCUGUUGACUUAGUGCGAGACUUCUCAACAACGAAGAUGGGUAGUUAUCUGGUUAUAUUCGACUCUUACUUCCCUCUUAUGCUUGAAGAAAUUGCUGCUCUAGCUGAUCAGCUUAAGGGCGGUUCCAUGGAUAUACAGUUUCGUCUCGUUAAAGAAGACUCUCAGCUUCAAUUAAAAGGUUUUGGUAUACAAUUUCCCGAUCGAGAUCACUCAAUCCCUGGAUGAUGAAGAUGGGAACACUACUCAAGAAACUGGUGAAUUGUUAUGUAGCCGAUCCGCACACUAAAUGGUAGCGGCCCCUCUGCUUUGAGUUCUAAAAGACAUGAGGUUCUUCGACCUGUCUUUUGAACUCGUCUUCUCUGUACUGGCAGUGUAUUGUUUAUGUAAACACUAUUAAUUAUGUUUUGAUCAAACCAACUUUUAUAAAUAAAUCUUAGUCUUCAACAAA